AAGCUGCCUUGUGUUUGCCAAAUUUCGGUACAUGACCGUGGAUUUCCCUGCGGCGAAGGCAAGAUUUUUCCUCUACCUUUUUUCUCCAGUUGUGUUCACGAAUACAUAGGCGACACUGUUGAAAGGUCCCGACGCGCUGAAAGGUCUCGACACUGCUGAAAGGUCCCCACACACUGGGAUAGGUGCUGCAAGCUACUCUCCCCUUGACCGGGUAUACAUACUGUGCUGAGACUGGAGCAGUUCUGAAACGGACAACCGAUCUUUUCAACUUCACCACUGCUCGGGGUCUAUGCCAGAGCAAGGGGGGAGUUCUACUGACACCGGCGGCUUACCGUGCAGGCUGCGCAGCCGAUCUCCUCAGUUCCCGCCGCAUGGGCUGGAUAAAUGAGUAUGAGCCCGGAACGGGAAAUUCGAUUGCGUACAUCACCGGAGGACUACAACACCACGUCUUUUCCACACGGCUAACGUCCUCUGACUUAUACGUUGUGUGCGAAUUCCCAUGCCAACGUUCCUCCGGAGAUCACAUUGCUAACGUAUCGGCGGCUGGCAUUGUCACGUGUGACCUUGGCUUCGAGUGCUUUGAAACAGAGCGUGUCUGCUCUGCUGGCAACAAGAUUCCUGCCUGCAUAGCUACUUUCCCCUGGACCGGGUAUACAUACUGUGCUGAGACUGGAGCAGUUCUGCAACGGACAACCGAUCUUUUCAACUUCACCACUGCUCGGGGUCUAUGCCAGAGCAAGGGGGGAGUUCUACUGACACCGGCGGCUUACCGUGCAGGCUGCACAGCCGAUCUCCUCAGUUCCCGCCGCGUCGGGUGGAUAAACGAGUACAAGCCCGGAGCGGGAAAUUCGAUUGCGUACGUCACCGGAGGACUACAACACCACGCGUUUUCCACACGGCUAACGUCCUUUGACUCAUACGUUGUGUGCGAAUUCCCAUGCCAACGUUCCUCCGGAGAUCACAUUGCUAACGUAUCGGCGGCUGGCAUUGUCACGUGUGACCUUGGCUGCGAGCACUUUGAAACAGAGCGUGUCUGCUCUGCUGGCAACAAGAUUCCUGCCUGCAUACCUUAUACGUGCCCGAUCCCGCCCGUUGCCGAUGCGACGGUCGUCAUAGUGCCAGGUAGUGCUACCUACACAUGCAACAAAGCAGGUCUGAUGCUUGUAGGUGAUGCCAGGCCAUGGUGCCAGGCAAAUGGAAGCCUCACUUCCGUUCCCAGCUGUGUUCGUAAGUAUUGA
This is a messenger RNA of Sycon ciliatum, 1238 nucleotides long. RefSeq lists its product as uncharacterized. The record is from RefSeq and is a predicted model, not a curated record. NCBI's taxonomy places the organism in Eukaryota, Metazoa, Porifera, Calcarea, Leucosolenida, Sycettidae. The transcript has 6 exons. Bases 372 to 1238 code for a protein of 288 amino acids.